CAACACUUCAGCAGGGAAGAAUGGACCGGCCGAAUGCGAAGCAGGGCCCAGGUCUCCCGGGCCGUGCCGAUAUCGCGACGACGCCGCCCGAGUCGGACAAAGCACCGUCUACAGCGCCACCUACGCCAACGUUUGUGAGCUCAGGAUUCGACACAGGCGACAUCUUCCGCGAAGAAGACGUGUUCCCAUGGCUGUUUUUAACUUCAGAUUUGGCGCCGCUGGACCAAACGUUGUCAUUUGGCGAUGAGAUCAAAGACGACGACUUGUUUCACUUUGCUCCUUCCGCUGAACCACCAGAGGCGUCAAUCGCACCCGAUGCACCACCGACAUUAACCUCAACAUCGGCCAAGCAGCAUUCGUUGGACGGUGGUAUUCAGCCCCCGAUCGCAUCACCGUCGUCGUCCACAUCCUCCUUCCUCGCUGCACCCAAACCUCCUCUUAUGAAACGCGAAUCUACCGCGGGGAGUUCCGUGGCGUCGUUUGACUCGGACGAAUCCGACUCGGACUCGGACAUGGACGACAGCGACGGUGCAUCGUCGAGCCGAACGACGGCACAAUCGUCAGAUCUGUCCAAGAAAAAGCGCAAGCGACUAAAGCGAAACCGGGACUCGGCGAGGGAGAGUCGGAAGCGGCGUAUGGCGCGAAUCCAGGAGAACGAACUUCGCCUGAAGAAGCUCGAGUUAGAGAACCUCGAUUUGAAAAUGCGUCUGCGGAUCGGCAAAGAAGCCAUCGUAGUCGAGCGGCAGGAGAAGGCCAGCUACAAGCAAAAGAUGCAUCACUUGCUCCAGACUGGCGCGAGUCCGGCCGAAGUCGCCAAGUUCAUCGAGUUGUACAAGGCCAACUACAGCGACUACGGCGCGAAGAGACGAGAGACCAUCGCAUUCCAUAUCGCUCGGGUGCGCGACCUGCUUCUCCCGACGCAAGUGACCAAGAUGUGUAUGUACUCGGUCGAGAAUGCGGACGAAGUCAAGAUGAAGAGAGCGUCGGCCGUGCCUCGCCCGGUCGCUGUCGAUGAACAAGCGAAUCUGUGGGAGAUUCUCGCAAAGGAACUCGACAUCACCGAGGCCCAGCAACGCCAGAUCUUUACACGGCGCGACCAGAUCAAGCUCCUGCGCGACAACUUGACCAAGAACCUGCGCAACCUCGCUGCGUUCGAAGUGGCCACGCACGAAAAGAACCGGUCCCUUGACAACGAAGUGUCGCUGCUCCAGACGAUCUUGACGCCGCAGCAAGCCACCAAGUUUAUCAUUUGGGUCAAAGACAACCCGGCGUUCAUGUACAUGCUCGACCAGUUAGUACAGUCGAUCAUUGUCGGCACCGACGAUGUCGAGGGCCAGCUCUCGUCAUAACUUAAACCGCGUUCUUUCCAUGGUGGUGGAAAUGUACUAACGCCUGACUAGUACAUGUGGAUGCAACUGUACAAAUGCAUACGUACCUGUACAAACGAAU
Aphanomyces invadans is the source of this 1449-nucleotide messenger RNA. RefSeq lists its product as hypothetical. The record is from RefSeq and is a predicted model, not a curated record. Bases 21 to 1349 code for a protein of 442 amino acids. Gene Ontology annotation, molecular function: DNA-binding transcription factor activity. NCBI's taxonomy places the organism in Eukaryota, Oomycota, Saprolegniomycetes, Saprolegniales, Verrucalvaceae. The transcript has 3 exons. Gene Ontology annotation, biological process: regulation of DNA-templated transcription.